Molecule: messenger RNA, 486 nt
Organism: Cucurbita moschata (crookneck pumpkin)
Lineage: Eukaryota; Viridiplantae; Streptophyta; Magnoliopsida; Cucurbitales; Cucurbitaceae
Product: protein RADIALIS-like 1
Exons: 2
Coding region: 89-331 (80 amino acids)
Molecular function (GO): DNA-binding transcription factor activity
Source: RefSeq, a predicted model, not a curated record
CAUUUCUUCUCUUUACAACACAAUCAUUCUCUUCACUUCAAACCCAUUGAAGCUUUCCAUUUGUUUUGCCACAAGAUAGCACUAAGCAAUGGCUUCAAUGUCUGCUCAUGGGUCAAGUGCAUGGACUGCAAGAGAAAACAAAGCGUUUGAGAAAGCUUUGGCUGUGUUUGAUCAAGACACACCUGAGAGAUGGGUCAAUGUUGCUAAGGCCAUUGGUGGAAAAACUGAAGAUGAAGUCAAGAGGCAUUAUCAACUUCUUGUGAAGGAUGUUAAGCAUAUUGAGUCUGGUGAAAUCAAUUUUCCUUAUAGAAGCUCUACGAGAUUGUGCUGAUGAACAAGGUAAUAUAUGUUCGAUAUCAGGUCGUGAGAAACAUGAAGAUCAAUGGAGCUAAGCUCAUGCAGUAAUGGAAGAAUAAAGGAAGGAAAACGAAGAACCAUUUGCUUCCAAUUGUACUUCUAACUGUAACGUAGCAUUGAACGAAUAAG